Messenger RNA from Linderina pennispora, 1574 nucleotides. RefSeq lists its product as uncharacterized. Bases 104 to 1465 code for a protein of 453 amino acids. NCBI's taxonomy places the organism in Eukaryota, Fungi, Kickxellomycota, Kickxellomycetes, Kickxellales, Kickxellaceae. The record is from RefSeq and is a predicted model, not a curated record. The transcript has a single exon.
CUCUACUGAUAUACACUCAAAAAAAGCAUACUUGCACCCUCGCAUACCUCCUCUCCUUCACAUCAGUUCCCCUAUCACUUCACCCCUUCGGUUAUUGUUACCAAUGCUAGUCAAGUUCGGAUUUGUUGCUGCUCUGGCACUUGGUGUGUUGGCCAAGCAGGCACCUACCGACAGCAGUGCUGCUGUUGUUGAAAUGGUUGAGCCCGGAAAGGCUGGCAUGCCAGAGUCGCGGAUUCGCGUAGCACUCGAUGACGAAAACGAGGACCUCUUCAAGAAGCACCGCAAGAAGAAGAACUCUGGUGGCGGUGGUGGUGGCUACUCAUCGGCUCCGCCAAGCGGUGGCUACUCAUCGGCCCCGCCAAGUGGUGGUUACUCGUCGGCCCCUCCAAGCGGUGGCUACUCAUCGGCUCCUCCAAGCGGUGGCUACUCGUCGGCCCCUCCAAGCGGUGGCUACUCAUCGGCCCCGCCAAGCGGUGGUUACUCAUCGGCUCCGCCAAGUGGUGGUUACUCGUCGGCCCCUCCAAGCGGUGGCUACUCGUCAGGCCCAUCAUCUCCCCCUCCUCCUUCAGCGUAUGGCUCCUCUCAGGGUCCGGCUCCGGCUCCAGCUCCGGCUCCAGCUCCGGCUCCAGCCCCAGCCCCAGCCCCUGCCUAUGGUUCUUCUGCUCCCUCUCCUAGCGGUUAUACAGCUUCUGCCCCUGCCCCUGCCCCUGCUCCUGCUCCUGCUCCGGCUCCGGCUCCGGCCCAGGCUCCUUCGUACGGUGCUCCUGCUCCAGCGUCAUACGGUGCCCCAGCCCAAGCCCCUGCUCCGGCUCCGGCUCCGGCUCCGGCCCAGGCUCCUUCAUACGGUGCUCCUGCUCCAGCGUCAUAUGGCGCCCCAGCCCAAGCACCUGCUCCGGCUCCGGCUCCGGCUCAGGCUCAGGCUCCUUCGUACGGGGCUCCUGCUCAAGCGUCAUAUGGCGCCCCAGCCCAUGCCCCUGCUCAGGCUCCGGCCCAGGCUCCUUCGUACGGUGCUCCUGCUCCAGCGUCAUACGGUGCCCCAGCCCAAGCCCAUGCACCUGCACCUGCACCUGCGCCGGCUCAGGUUCCUUCGUACGGUGCUCCCGCUCCAGCGUCAUAUGGCGCCCCAGCCCAAGCCCCUGCUCAGGGUCCGGCUCCGGCUCCGGGUCAGGCUCCUUCGUAUGGUGCUCCUGCUCCUGCUCCUGCUCCUGCUCCUGCUCCUGCUCCUGCUCCUGCUCCAGCGUCGUACGGCGCCCCAGCCCAAGCACCUGCUCAGGGUCAGGCUCCGGCUCCGGCUCAGUCAUAUGGCGCUCCGGCUCCGGCGUCAUAUGGUGCUCCAGCUCCAGCUCCAGCUCCUGCCCCUGCUCCAGCUCCAGCUCCAGCUCAAUCAUACGGUGCUCCUCCUCCGGCUCAGUCGUACGGUGCUCCGAGUGCUAACGAUGGUUCGGGUAGCUACGGCAGAAAGUAGGUCAAAUAGUACAUUCUCAAUGGCUAUUGAUCAUAUUGAUUCCUACUCAACAUUACUUCACUAUCAUAUCCUUUACAAAUAUGAACACUUUAUAUUCUGCACUAGUUCC